This is a messenger RNA of Aureobasidium pullulans EXF-150, 822 nucleotides long. RefSeq lists its product as uncharacterized. NCBI's taxonomy places the organism in Eukaryota, Fungi, Ascomycota, Dothideomycetes, Dothideales, Saccotheciaceae. Bases 1 to 822 code for a protein of 273 amino acids. The record is from RefSeq and is a predicted model, not a curated record. The transcript has a single exon.
AUGGAGCCAAAGAUUGUUGAUGGCAGACUCAUCCUACGUACGACACAGCGCGCCUUCUUCACCAAGGAUCAAGCCCGCAUAACCACUGUGGAUUUCGUCAGAGACUCGGCAAAUCUGUUCAAGGUCUGCAAGCAUAAGAUGACUCGAUGUCUCGAACUCAAUCUCGCCUCUUUGAUGGAGGAAAGUGAUUCGGAUCUCAAGAAAGACCAGACCUACCGAUCGAAAUUGUUCGUCUGCUCGCGUUGCUCUGUGUUCCAUGAUAUAAGCAUACUUGAGAACGGACUGUUUGAAGAAGCUACAAGAGCCGAUGCGGGUAUGGAGUUUGUGCUACGAACAUGGAUGGAUCUGGGCCAGUGCGAGCACACGUUCUCGCCAUUGUGGCUUUCCGCAGCGGAACACAGCCAUCCAUAUCCUACGACCACAUGCAAGAAAGCAGAAAAGAUCACUCGGCAAGGGUUCGACAAGGUCAUUGGCGACGUCAAAGCCUCGAAAUCGAAGGAGAGCCAUAGUGCCAUCACCCUAUCGGCUAUAGAAGGUGCUCUAGCCAAAACAGCAGAAGAAGGCGAGCAACUCUCACAACAAAACCACGAGCACAUGAAAAUUAUUGCGGAGAACGGCCCAAUUGCUACGGCAUUGGGAUACAGAGUUUCCAGCAAGGUGCAGAACCGACAAAGCCUUCGCGCAGGUGUUGGGGACAGAUCAAGCAGUGUCUUCGAAGCAAGAUACGUCGUCUUCUUCGAAAGCACAAUCGUCAUCGAGCACAAAAGGAGGUUCAAAGUGAGGACUACAUGGAAAGAUACUCGACCUUGGUUUGAUGAGUGA